Messenger RNA from Trypanosoma theileri, 2313 nucleotides. RefSeq names its product putative protein kinase. The record is from RefSeq and is a predicted model, not a curated record. The transcript has a single exon. NCBI's taxonomy places the organism in Eukaryota, Euglenozoa, Kinetoplastea, Trypanosomatida, Trypanosomatidae. Gene Ontology annotation, biological process: protein phosphorylation; MAPK cascade. Gene Ontology annotation, molecular function: MAP kinase kinase activity; ATP binding. Bases 1 to 2313 code for a protein of 770 amino acids.
AUGAUAUCUCAAAGCCUGCCAGCAACUAUUGGCAAGUCAAUCUCUGAUCAGGAAGCAAAUGCAAACGCGCCGCCAACGCUGCAGUUGAGUAUGCUCAUUGGCAAUACGGAGAUGGAAGAUUCCAAGAAAACGCACCGUAUGGCUCGAACUCCUAAUCACUUUGGAAGUAAAGUACUCAUGAGUGAGGAACGUGUGAAGAAUAAUAGUUUUAGCAGUGGAAUACCGAUGCGAGAGAAGAAACGGCCACCGUCACUCUUUUCCACACCAUUCUCCUCCGUGUUGCCAACACAACAACACACACCAGUAGGAUGGAUGAGCAGGUCCUCCUCACAGAAUCAACAACAGCAGCAGCAGCAGCAGCGCACACCCGGCUCUCUGUACGCUGGUAGUGCCAUUGGACUCCACCGCACUGGAGAGUCCUCUACGCUGCAACCACCGCAGUCCCUACGGAAGUCAUCUGAUAGUCUUAGCGGCACGAUGAACUCAUCACCACAACGGCCUUCAGCUCCCGCCACCAAACCGCCCAUGUUGUCGCUGUCGGAGGAUCAUCAUGUGUUGAUUGCAGGACCUUUCCGCGUCUCAUGCGACGGCUGCCUCACGAUGCAAAACCAUCUACUGCUGAAUAAUAGUAGCAAUCAUAAUCAUAAUAGUCUUGGCGAACGCAAGUCUAGUUCUGUAGAGGAGGGGGAGAUUGCAGCAGCAUCAACAACAGCAGCAGCAACAGCAGGGGGACCACACGCAACGCCCACAAGAAAACCACUGUUGCUGCCAGCCAAAAUGUUAGUGCCGCUCGAAACGGCAGCAAACAACUCCUUCACACUUCUCUCCGCCAGUAUAGACACUCCAUACAGUCCCAUCACGUACUCCCUCGAUGCCCACUCCUCCACUACCCGCCCCACUUAUCAACGAACACAAUAUCUACAACCUUUACAAUACCCACCGCGUUCCUCUUCAGCCUUUAGUCACUCCGAUAGUGGUAGUCUUGCGAUGCCAUCUGCACAGAGCACUCCAGACACCGCCGCAAGUUUAUUACCGUACAUGGAACUGCCGCCCUCGUGCCGCAUGUCGGCCCUGCCGCCGUCCAACGCCCUGCGGUAUGCGGAUGUUCAAAUCAUACCAGGACCUGUCGGCGAAGGGGCGUCGGCGACGGUGUUUGAAGCUGUGCACAUCCCUAGCGGGCGGCGGCUUGCGGUAAAGCGCAUUGAUCUGAGCCCGUUCUUUGUACAGUGGUCCCCAGAAGCACACACACAUACACCACCUACCUAUUCAAGUCAACGUCUGCAGCAGCUGCAACUCAUUGUGGUGAGGGAACUCCAGGCGCUGCAUAUGGCGUACUGUAGUCCUUUUAUGGUGAAGCUCUACAAUGCCUUUUUCUCAGAGGAGAACAUGGCACUCGACUUUGUUAUGGAGUACAUGCACUACGGUGGUUUAGAUCAUCUUACGAAGGUUCUCCACGCACCAUUUAGUAAUAUCGAUCCUCAUGAUGGAGGAACAAUAUCAACAACGGAAGAAGAAGAGGAAGAAGAAGAAGAAGAAGGUGAUGAGAGAGAUUGCAAUGGGAAAAAGUAUGUAGGUGUACCAGAACGACUAGUGGCAGUAGUAGGGGAACAGUUGUUACGUGGAAUUCAACAUAUGCACGAGCGUGGGUUUAUUCACAGGGAUAUCAAACCCGGAAAUGUCCUUGUAAAUGAUAGAGGUAUAGUAAAACUUACUGAUUUCGGUCUUUCCCAGAGGUAUGGAUCUGCAGAGGAUACCCGUGCUAGUUGUAGCCAAACAACUUUGUCACAGUCCCAAAAUAGACAACAACAACAACAACAACAACAACAAAAGUGUCUUGCUACGCCAUUGAAUGCUGUUCCUUGUAGAGACAUCUCUCCAUUUGAUCCGUCCAUCGAUUCCGUAACAAGUUCCUCUGAAGAUUUGCAAUGCUCUGGUACAAAUAAAUACAUGAGCCCAGAACGACAGCGCGGAAAGACACAUGGUGCUUCAAGCGACAUAUGGGCAGUAGGCAUGACCCUUGCAGAAUUUGCUGUUGGUGAAUAUCCUGUUGACCUCACGGACUGUAUAGAUGCCUUUGAUCGUGUCGCUCGUAUAGAAGCCCCAUUGGAUCUAAAGAAGUACCCAAGGCCGUAUCCGUUAAGUGAGGAGUUCAUUGAUUUCAUUCAUAUUAGUAUGUUGCCUGAACCACGUGAGCGUCCGACGGCGGGUGAGCUGCUAGAGCACCCAUUCUUCCGGCAGUGGGAGACACCCUUCUCAAUCGAAGAUUAUCUGCGUGAACACACCUCACUAUGGGCAACAAGACACCAGAAGUGA